Poecilia latipinna (sailfin molly) is the source of this 1760-nucleotide messenger RNA. RefSeq names its product GTPase IMAP family member 7-like. The transcript has 2 exons. Bases 1 to 948 code for a protein of 315 amino acids. Gene Ontology annotation, molecular function: GTP binding. NCBI's taxonomy places the organism in Eukaryota, Metazoa, Chordata, Actinopteri, Cyprinodontiformes, Poeciliidae. The record is from RefSeq and is a predicted model, not a curated record.
AUGGUGACAUCUCCUGACUUGAUCAGUCUGGCAAAUGAGAACAUGGAGAAGGUGGUGGAGACCUGUAACAGUCACUGUUCUCCUAAACCAAAUGUUCUGCUGCUGUUUGUGAAUCCCUCAAAUUUCAGUAAUAAGCACAGAAAAAAACUGGAUUCCUUCUUGAAGCUGUUUGACGGAGUUACCCUCAAACACUCAGUGGUCAUCCUGACACAUGAGAGUAGACCGAUACCCCAACUCAUUGAAGACCUUAUUACUGAGUGUGGAGGAAGAUUCUAUGAGAUGUCUACAGCUCACCCUGGAGACCCUGGACAUUAUUAUUUUUGCUGUAAUUUCUCAGAUUGUCUCCGGAUGGUUCUGAUCGGGAAAACUGGCAGUGGGAAGAGCGCAUCAGGAAACACCAUCCUGGGAAGAAAAGUGUUUAAAUCUGAAGCUUCUCCUCAGUCAGUAACUAAAACCUGUCAGAAAGCUCACGGUGAGGUAGACGGUCGCCAUGUUGUUGUUGUUGACACUCCUGGUCUGUUUGACAACAACUUGACCUCAGAUCAGGUCAAUGAAGAGUUAAAGAAAUGUAUCAGUCUGGUGGCUCCAGGUCCUCAUGUCUUCCUGCUGGUUCUACCGAUCGGCAGAUUCACUAAAACAGAAGACACAGAGACACUGAGGCUGACUGAGGAGGUUUUGGGAGAAAAUUAUAAAAAGUUUACGGUUGUCCUUUUUACUAGAGGAGAUACACUGGAAUAUGAUGAGAUCUUCAUUGAAGAAUAUACUGAAGAUGGAUGUGAUGAAGCCUGUAAGGAUCUGAUCAGAGACUGUGGAGGAAGAUACCAUGUGUUUAAUAACUAUGAACAAAAGAAUCGCUCACAAGUCACUGAGCUGAUCGAAAUGGUCGACAUCAUGGUGAGGAAGAAUGAAGGCAGCUGCUACACUAGUGAGAUGUUAUCUGUAAACUGAAAACCAAAUAAAAUCUGGUUUCAAGCUUUUCUGUUUGUGCAGAAAAAUUCGACCAAUAAAUUUAUCCUGAAUGUGAUCAAAGCGUUAACAUUAGGAGAGGAAACGACUGUAGAGAACAAAAGAGGCUCUGAGACCAAAGAAACUCUGAAUCCCAGAAUGCAUCAUGUUGACCCAAUAAAUUGUUCCUGAAAAAUGAAUAUUAAUGAUGACCUGUGAUGUUCCUGCAUCAUAUUUUUAUAGUUACGGGUUUUCACUUCUUUUCUUGUUUGUUCUUUAUUUUUAAUCUUCACAUGAUUUAUUUUCCUAAAUUUUCAGCUUUACUUUGUAGUUCAGUUGAACUUUACUGACCUAUUAGUUUAAAACAGAGAGAAUCACUUUUAUGUAACAUAAAACAAAUCAAACUGUUAAUAUCCUCUUCUAACAUUUGUCAAUACCUUUUCUUUCUGUAGUUUUAUGAAAACAGCAGGUUCACAUUCACAACUGCUGAGCAACAAAUUCAAAUUUCAGAAUUUCUGAAUGAGGAUUCAGAAAUUUAAAGAUGAAUUAUUAAAGGAUUUUUGUUAGUUGAUGAUCUUGUGUAUUGUUGGUUUUUUGUUUCAUUUUUUACAGCUUGCAGCAUGAAAUUAAACACAGAAAUUUAAAACCUGGUACCGACUUUAAAUCCACCAUUGACUCUGAACUUUUGAUCUUUACAAUAUAAACAGCAGAGAUUUAAACUGUGGAAUCAGGAAUGUUUUGAUUUUAGUUUCAUAGUUUUAAUGUACUUGGUGUUUUGGUUUAUUAUUUGAAAAAUAAAGUCCUUCUCUAUAUUA